CGGGUGCCGCCGCCUGCAGCGUGUCUGGUUUUUCCUCCCGCAGGAUGAAGACCAUCCUCAGCAACCAGACUGUUGACAUCCCCGAGCAAGUCGGAGUGUCGCUGAAGGGCCGCACGGUCAUCGUGAAGGGCCCCCGAGGCACCCUGCGGAGGGAUUUUAACCACAUCAACGUGGAGCUGUCCCUGCUGGGGAAGAAGCACAAGAAGCUUCGCGUUGACAAGUGGUGGGGGAACAGAAAGGAGUUGGCAACAGUUCGCACCAUCUGCAGCCAUGUGCAGAACAUGAUCAAGGGUGUCACUUUGGGUUUCCGCUACAAGAUGCGGUCGGUGUAUGCUCACUUCCCCAUCAACGUGGUCAUACAGGAGAAUGGCUCACUCGUGGAGAUCAGGAACUUCCUGGGGGAGAAGUACAUCCGCAGGGUGCGCAUGAGGCCAGGUGUUACCUGUGCAGUAUCCCAAGCCCAGAAAGACGAGCUCAUCCUUGAAGGGAAUGACAUUGAGUUGGUCUCCAAUUCAGCUGCCUUGAUCCAGCAAGCCACUACAGUCAAGAACAAGGAUAUCAGGAAAUUCUUGGAUGGUAUCUACGUCUCUGAGAAAGGAACAGUGCAGCAGGCAGAUGAGUAGAGCUCAUAGUUGUCUGGAUCCUGAAA
This is a messenger RNA of Acanthisitta chloris (rifleman), 649 nucleotides long. It is a transcript of the gene RPL9, whose product is annotated as ribosomal protein L9. The transcript has 7 exons. Gene Ontology annotation, molecular function: rRNA binding; structural constituent of ribosome. The record is from RefSeq and is a predicted model, not a curated record. Lineage: Eukaryota; Metazoa; Chordata; Aves; Passeriformes; Acanthisittidae. Bases 45 to 623 code for a protein of 192 amino acids. Gene Ontology annotation, cellular component: cytosolic large ribosomal subunit; ribosome. Gene Ontology annotation, biological process: cytoplasmic translation.